Messenger RNA from Monodelphis domestica (gray short-tailed opossum), 1427 nucleotides. NCBI's taxonomy places the organism in Eukaryota, Metazoa, Chordata, Mammalia, Didelphimorphia, Didelphidae. The record is from RefSeq and is a predicted model, not a curated record.
CGGGCUCUAGUAGCGCGGGGCGUGGGGCUGAGUGGUGGCAGCAGCUCCUCCGGCUCCAGAUCGGUCUCCAGGGACGCAACCCGGAGACCCAAGCCCUGCCAGGCCCUGGUCCAGAAGCCGUCUGCGCAGGCCCCAAUGCCAGGCCCCAGCCUCUUGCCGCUGACCUGCCUGGCCCUGCUUUCUACGGCCUUGCUGCUCACAGCCACUUGGACCGACUGCUGGGUGGUUAACUCCGACGACAGCCUGGAGGUAAGCCACAAGUGCCAGGGGCUGUGGCGGGCGUGUGUCACCAACCUACUGGAUGGGAUCCGGACCUGUGACCAGUACGAUUCCAUCUUGGCCACACAUCCACGGCGUCGCGUGCUGACCAGGUCUUUGUUGCUCGUGGCUGGGCUGCUGUGUAGCUUUGGGCUGGUGGCGCUGCUCCUCACUCUGAUCCAGGCCCAGUUUCUGGGGAAUGAGCCCAGAACUCGGGUUCGCCUGGCCUGGGCAGCUGGCUGUCUCCUGGGGGCUGGAGGAUUCCCUGGAACACUGGGCUCCCUCUGGUUUGCUGUGGAGGUGGCUAUGGAGAGAAUCCUCCCGACUCAGCCCAGGGGACCCCUUACUGGCUACUACGAGUGGGGCUGGUCAUGCUGGUUAGGCAUUCUGGGAUCUGCUGGCUGCAUGGCCACUGCCUUGGGCCUGGCCUGCUGUCUCCCAAGCCUCUGGGUGCCAGGCAGGAGGAUCCCUGGGCAUCAAAUGAGGAGCCGACUUCACCCCCAGGCCAUAUAUGUCCUGGACACCAGCGUCUAAAGCCUUAGCCACCUCAGCCUUGUCAUCACUGCCACAGUUUAGUCUUAGAGCCAGAGGGGAGCUUAGAGGUCAUCAGGGCCCAGCCCAGCAUGCGGUUUUAUUUUUGGAAGUUUUAACAGUAUCUUUUGUUUUUAGGCUGCAUUCACUUCCCAAUGCACCUCUUUCCUGCCCUCCUACCCAGCAAGAAUUCCCUCAUAACAAAGGUUCCCCUCCCCAAAUAUAGCCAUUUAGAAGAACCAACCAAAGAACCUCAACUUUGUCUAGAAUUACAUGCAAAUCAGCAAGCAUUUAUUAAGUGCCUAUUAUGUGCCAAACCCUGUGCUUAGCCCCCGGGAUACAAAGGGGGGGGGGGGAUAGUCCCUGUUUUCAAGAAGCUCACAGACUAGUGGGGGGGAAACAUGCCAACAACUAUACAAAAACAAGGUAUAGACAGGAUAAACUGGAAAUAAUCCAGUAGGGCAGCAUUCUACACUUAUACAACAUUCAUAAUACAACAGUCUACACCCAUAAUCCUUUGCCUCUCUAUUGAAAGGUGGGAAGUACAUAAGAUCAUCUCAUCUCUAGGGCCAAAGUUGAUCGUUAUAAUUAUGCAGUUGUGGCAAAUAAAAUGAAUAAAGGUAAAUUGAAGUACAAAA